AUGUUUCUUGCCACUUGUGUCGUUGCUCUCUUCUGCUUUAUACCUGCGAGCAGUUUGGCUCCUCCGAACUGUGAGGAUCUGGUCCGGCCUCUGGAUCAUGUGGAUGGUCAUCAAUUGGACGGACGAUGGUUUUUGAUCGCAUACGGUCUGGUGGAACCGGAACCCCUAGGGGGGAACUAUAUGGUACAGAGUUGGGUCAUAGAGAUUUCCAAUGCCAGCUAUACCUCCAACACCAGCAACCUUUUGUUUGAGCGCAACUUACGUUUUGUUAACAGAUGCGAGUAUCAAUCCUUCAACAUCACACUUGAGGGCAACGUCCUCUCCGAAGGUAAAGUCUCCUCAACCCUCAUCCAUACCAGCUGUUCAGACUGUUUGUUAAUGCAUACAGCAAAAGGAGUAGAAGCGAACUUGCACCUGUUCAGCAAGAGGAGGGAGGUGGAGAAGGAGGUGAUGGACGAGUUCAAGACUCAGGCAGAGUGUCUGAAUAGUCAACUACCUGUGAUGAUGGAUCCCUCCAAGAAGCUCUGUCCAGACCAGAAGCCCACUCUGCCUGAAACUGAAGACUUGGCAGAGAAGCUAAAGACAGUAGAGAAUGAAGCUCCUGAUGCAUGA
Messenger RNA from Xyrichtys novacula (pearly razorfish), 612 nucleotides. The record is from the annotation of a GenBank genome assembly. NCBI's taxonomy places the organism in Eukaryota, Metazoa, Chordata, Actinopteri, Labriformes, Labridae.